Sciurus carolinensis (gray squirrel) is the source of this 1601-nucleotide messenger RNA. RefSeq names its product translation initiation factor IF-2-like. The transcript is spliced from 5 exons. The record is from RefSeq and is a predicted model, not a curated record. Bases 1 to 1107 code for a protein of 368 amino acids. NCBI's taxonomy places the organism in Eukaryota, Metazoa, Chordata, Mammalia, Rodentia, Sciuridae.
AUGAAAGCAGCUAAAUGUGUUUGCCGGCUCAGCGAUGACUCAGGCCUUCCCCAGGGGCUCGCCGAGGGGAGGAUCCAUCCCGGCCCAGCCCUGCCCCCUCUUGUCCGGAAGCACAGCUCCCUCCAGGUGGGCUCCUUCCAGAAGCCAAGCACGCCUCCUCUGCCGGAGCGUCUUUGGGGGACAAGCCGGUCCCAGGAGGACCUGCUCUUCCGGCGCCAGGUCCCAGGCCCUGUGCCGGGCUUCGGAGGGACAGGGGUGCCUCGGAGCGGGCAGGCCAGAGACCACACAGAGGGCGAGGCCCCUCCCCUUGGGGCAGGAGGGGGACAGACGUACGUGACCCGAGUGACACCUGGUUCGGAUCCCAGCUUCCUGGGCACCCGCCCUGCGGCCCUGGGCCAGACACGCCACUCUGGGACCUCAGCUUCCCCCAAGGCUGUGGGCAGCAGCUCUAGCUGCCAGGGCUCCCCAUGGCGGCCACGGUCCCAGCAGCUCAGGCUGGGAAGCAGGCAGGCUCGAGGGGUCUCCAGGGUGUGGGUUGGGACGGGAACUCGCUCGGGAAGUGGAUCCCGAUGGCCAAGGGACACUGCAGAGCGUCUGAAGCCAGCGGCUGGCGGGGCUGAGGCGGUGAACUUCCCUACUCAAGGCCAGAGGGCAGCCUGGACCUCUGCCUCCUUCUGGGGCCUGGAGCCGGGACAGCUCGGGCAGGCGGAGGGCAGGCGGGGCCUGGGGCCCUGGUGGGAGCCCCGCUCGCCGUCAUCCCCGGCCUCCUCCGGCCUCCUCCGGCCUCCUCCGGCCUCCUCCCGGCCUCCUCUGCACCGGCACCGGCCUGCAGAGCUCUCGCCUGCCCGGGAGGGAGCCCAAGGCCCCGGCAGGCAGAUGUGCCUCGUCCAGCGACCGGCCGCUCCUGGUGCUGUUCCGGAAGGACAGCCUGGCCUGAGCCAUCUGAGGGCCCUUGUGGCCGGAUGCUGGGCCGGCCUCUCCAUCGGCCCUGGAAUGAACCACGGAGGCGACUCCAAGAAACGCCAGAUACCCUGGCCAGAGAGGCCCCCGUACAGCUGGGCAGGGCUUGUCCUUCUACCCAGCUCGACUAGGGCCACUCUGCUCUGAGUGCUGUGUGACCUUGAACGGAUUACUUUCCCUUUCUGGACAAGAUGGAAGACUCGACUUCUGGGGUUUUUGUCAGAGAAUCGCCCCAGCCCAGAGAAAGCCCUGAUUCUGGAGUCCAGGGUCUCGGAUCCCACUCCCGUCCCUUCAUCCAACACCUCCUGUGUGCCCAGCACUGGUUCAGAAGCCAGAAAAACUGGUUUCCUUGGCAACCUCCAAAUCUUGACCAUUCUGAACCUGGGUUUCCUCAUCUGCAGAAUGAGUCCCUGAGGCAGCGCCUCCCCCGCUACGGGGACCAGGACCCCAGGGGCACAGACACCGGGAGGGGCCGAGCUCUCCGCAGGCCAGCCCUGCUCAGGGACCCCAGGCCCCUCGCCUUCGCCCUCACCAGCAGCACCCCUGCCUGGGGCGCCGUCUCCUCGCGUCCGAGGGCGGCCUGGCCAAGGCCCCUCCUCCCGGGAAGGUGCCCCCUGUCCUGCUCUCUGCUGGGCAUGGCC